CACAUGGGCGUUAGGCGGGGCCUGGGAGAUUCCGGGCUUCAGGGUGGACGCGCUGGUGCCACCUGGAAGCCAUCGUCAUGGUGGCCCCCGUGGUAUAUUUGGUAGCGGCGGCUCUGCUGGUCGGCCUUAUCCUCUUCCUGACUCGCAGCCGCGGCCGGGCGGCAGCAGCCGUCCAAGAGCCUUUGCGCCAUGAGGGGGAGCCAGUAGCAGCAGGCCGAGUGGCCCAGCCUGAGCCCGAAGAGCAGAGAGCUGGGGGCAGGCCCCGGCGCCGGAGGGACCUGGGCAGCCGCCUGCAGGCCCAGCGUCGAGCCCAGCGGGUGGCCUGGGCAGAUGUGGAUGAGGAGGAGGAGGAGGCUGUCAUCCCAGCCCAAGAGGAAGAAGACAUCGAGAAGCCAGUAGAAACUCACCUGUCAGGGAAAAUUGGAGCCAAGAAACUACGGAAGCUGGAGGAGAAACAAGCACGAAAAGCCCAGCGCGAGGCAGAGGAGGCUGAGCGUGAGGAGCGGAAACGCCUUGAGUCGCAGCGUGAGGCAGAGUGGAAGAAGGAGGAGGAGCGCCUUCGCCUGGAGGAGGAACAGAAGGAGGAGGAGGAGAGGAAGGCCCGGGAGGAGCAGGCCCAGCGGGAGCAUGAAGAGUAUCUGAAACUGAAGGAGGCCUUCGUGGUGGAGGAGGAGGGUGUGGGCGAGACCAUGACCGAGGAGCAGUCCCACAGCUUCCUGGCUGAGUUCAUCAACUACAUUAAGCAGUCCAAGGUUGUGCUUUUGGAAGACCUGGCUUCCCAGGUGGGCCUGCGGACUCAGGACACCAUAAACCGCAUCCAGGACCUGCUGGCUGAGGGGACUCUUACAGGUGUGAUUGACGACCGGGGCAAGUUCAUCUACAUAACCCCAGAGGAACUGACUGCCGUGGCUAACUUCAUCCGACAGCGGGGCCGGGUAUCCAUCACCGAGCUUGCACAGGCCAGCAACUCCCUCAUCGCCUGGGGUCGGGAGCCCUCUGCCCAGGCCCCAGCCUGACCUAGUCCUUCCCUCUUGGACUUAGAGCUGGCAUGGCCUAGCUGGCCAUACAUCUUUAUCCCUCCCCACCAUCAUGGGGCAGUGAUGGAGUGUGGCCAGUUAUAGAUUAAAGGUCUGUGAGCACUGGUGA
Molecule: messenger RNA, 1146 nt
Organism: Hippopotamus amphibius kiboko
Lineage: Eukaryota; Metazoa; Chordata; Mammalia; Artiodactyla; Hippopotamidae
Gene: DDRGK1
Product: DDRGK domain containing 1
Exons: 9
Coding region: 78-1016 (312 amino acids)
Source: RefSeq, a predicted model, not a curated record